CUUCCUACUCUUUUCUUUCAAACCAAACCUAUCCUUUCCCUCUUCUUUUCCCCCCCUAUAACCAUGCCAGAAACCCACAAGCAAGAAGUUAUUUGGCCAAGAUUGGUGGCCAACAAGCUGUUCCGAAGGCCGAUGAGCUCCUUCGUCGCAGACUUUCCAAGCUCCGAAAUGAUUGUAGAAGCAGCGAAAGCCGACCAACACACUGAGUCGCCGGGGACUACUCUCAAUGAUCCCAAGGAAACUCACAAGUUCAAGCUUUUCUCGAGCACAUGGAAUGUCGGAGGCGUCGCACCGCCGGAUGAUCUCAACUUGGAAGAUUGGUUAGACACGAAGAACAACUCCUACGACAUCUAUGUUCUCGGGUUCCAGGAAAUCGUCCCGCUUAGCGCGAAAAACGUCCUAGGGCCCGAAAAGAACCGGAUCUCGACGAAGUGGAAUUUACUUAUUAGGGAUACAUUGAACAAGUCAUUGUGCAACUUCAAUGGGGACCAAGAAUCUAAGGUAGAGGAGAGCUUCGCAAGAGACUUCCAGUGCGUCGUGAGCAAGCAGAUGGUCGGAAUUCUGGUGUCAGUUUGGGUGAGAGGCGAUCUUCAAAGCUACGUUCGCCACCCGAGUGUCUCCUGUGUCGGCUGCGGUGUACUUGGUUGCCUAGGAAACAAGGGUUCGGUAUCGGUUAGGUUUUGGUUGCACAAUACGAGCUUCUGCUUCGUGUGUUGUCAUUUGGCGUCGGGAGGUAAAGAAGGGGAUGAGAUGCAUAGAAAUUCAGAUGCCAUGGAGAUACUGCGAAGGACGAGUUUCCCGCGUGAUCAUGCCCUCGAUUUACCGCGAAAGAUCUUAGAUCAUGAUCGAAUAAUCUGGCUCGGAGACUUGAACUAUAGAAUCUCAUUGCCCGGAUCAAUGACGCGAUUAUUAGUGGAACAAAAGGAAUGGAAAGUUUUGUUAGAGAAUGAUCAGUUACGCGGGGAGGUUUUGGAAGGUCGAGCUUUCGAAGGUUGGUGCGAGGGUGCUAUCAAAUUCUCCCCUACUUACAAAUAUUAUCCGAACUCCGACAAAUAUUACGGGUGCAUUCAAGGCAAAAAAGGCGAGAAAAAGCGCGCACCUGCAUGGUGUGACCGGAUUCUCUGGCAUGGCAAGGGCAUGAAGCAAAACCGGUACGAUCGGUGCGAGUCGAGGCUGUCGGAUCACCGACCUGUGAUAGCUCUUUUCACUGUGGAGGUUAAAGCUUUCAUGAGAAAUUCAAACUCUUUAAGAAGCUUCUUUUUGUCGGAGAGGUUCAAUAUAAUAAAAGGCCAUGGUGAAUUGUUUCGCAAAGAUGAGCAUAUCAGAAGUGGAAGAUUCAGCGAAAAUAUUUAAGCUUAGCCCCAUCUUGUUCUAUAUAUAUAUAUUUUUUUUUGGUACAUGAUGAUGAAUCCUAACCAAUGAACUCUCUAACUUCUAAUGUUUAGAAGACAUCGAUCGAUCAACGAUAGUACAUAAGAGAACGUAGGAAAAAGCUAUUUUGAAUGCAUCUUUUCCUCUCAAAUAUAGAAAAUGUAGAAAUGUGAAUUUGUAUAGAAUUACACUAA
Ananas comosus (pineapple) is the source of this 1565-nucleotide messenger RNA. Its product is annotated as type IV inositol polyphosphate 5-phosphatase 9. Bases 64 to 1353 code for a protein of 429 amino acids. Gene Ontology annotation, biological process: phosphatidylinositol dephosphorylation. Gene Ontology annotation, molecular function: phosphatidylinositol-3,4,5-trisphosphate 5-phosphatase activity; phosphatidylinositol-4,5-bisphosphate 5-phosphatase activity; inositol-polyphosphate 5-phosphatase activity. NCBI's taxonomy places the organism in Eukaryota, Viridiplantae, Streptophyta, Magnoliopsida, Poales, Bromeliaceae. The record is from RefSeq and is a predicted model, not a curated record. The transcript has 8 exons.